Molecule: messenger RNA, 1224 nt
Organism: Spodoptera exigua (beet armyworm)
Lineage: Eukaryota; Metazoa; Arthropoda; Insecta; Lepidoptera; Noctuidae
Source: the annotation of a GenBank genome assembly
AUGAGUCGAGAUAAAGAUAAAGGAGUACAAUUUUUAGUCAUUACAUGCAAUCGGUGGUCUGGAGCUGAGAGGCUGCAUGCGUGCGCAGCGGCCGCGGCUCGGGGCGGCUGGCGGCGCGCGGCAGUCGGCAUGAGGCGCGCGAGGAGCGUCACGGGGCCCUUGCGCCGCGCCCACCCGGCCUCGGGCGCCACCUGGAACGUCCAGGUGGUGAAGGGCAAGAUGAGCUCGACCUGUUUAUGGCACGCCUGCAGAGCACUAUCAGCUGGCUUACUGCUGAUGCUCCUUGGAGCUGCCAUGGCUGUAAUAGGGUACUACGCAGACCAGCUGUCAGUGGCGCAAGAGAUUCGCGGCAACGCUACCAUCUCUGUGAAGGACGAAGCGAGAGGCUUCCACCUCAACAACCUCUCGUAUGCUGGACCAAUUGUUAUGGGCUUUGGAGGAUUUAUCGUGGUGGCGGCGUGUGUGAUGACAUUCGAGGCGAGGGACAGUGCAGCGAAGGUGACGCCGGCGAGGCCGCAAGCGUUGCCUCGACCGCUGCCGCGACGGGGGCCAGCGUGCGCUGCGCCUGCGCGGCUGGACCAACUCGGCGUAUACCGGCUGCCGCACGUGCUACCACUGCCGCAUGCACUGCCACUCGCCCCCCUACCGCACCGCCACCGUCCCACACAUCACAGAACUGGUGGAGAGAGAGGGAAGGCUCGGGCUCGGUUUGGGUCGGCGCCCGACCUGCAUAGCGCCAGUACCCGCGCCGCCAUGCCAGUCAGUGCGCUGCGCCGGCCGCUGCGCCGCUACGCCCUCUCCGUAGACGAGCCCCCGCAAUCAGCAGUUAGUGCCAGUGCAGCUGAGUCUGAGUGUGGGUCGCAGUCGUCGCUUGCACUAGACCUGCAUGGCAGUGGCGCAUGCGCAGGCAUCACAUUGCGCGUGCGGGACAACACGCGGCGGCGGCCACUCGCGCGCCAGCAGCGACUGAGAGACGACACUGUUCAUCGUAAGUCGGAAGAGGAACCUGACAGCAAAAACCCAGUUGAAAUGCAUUUAUGUGUGGAGCAAGAGGAACGUGCGAGCAGUGCGCCGCCUGCACCGCCGCCACUGUCGUCACCGCCGCCGUCGCCGCGGCUUGUCGUCACCUCGUGCUUUCCUGAGCCUCCAAGCACACCGCCAGAGACCUGCAUUGUCAUCGAACCCGCGCAAGAAACACUAGAAGACGAUGUCGAGCAUAAAUGA